AUGGGUGAGAGCAUUGUCAUUGAAAACGAUGCUAAAAUUCCAGAAAUUUUGGAUCGUCCCCAUUUACUCAAUCUACCAGACAAUGUUCUUAAAAUGAUCCUCCAAAUGCUUUUCCUCCGGCCUGCACCUCUCAUGCCUUCAAAAUUUCAGACCAAGAAGACGGCCAACGAAGAGCCAACGACCCAUUAUGGUUAUCAAUGGGCCAACACCCGUCAUCAUUUGUAUGAGGAAGGGAAACUACCACAAGUCGAUCACGUCCAGAUUUUAAAUUUGGCUUGGACAUCUAAUCCUACCGAUGCUGAAAGCAGAUCUGACGCUAGCGAUAUUACCAACGUAGUGCUUUACGGCCACUUUCAUUCUCGUAGGGACAAAUAUCGGGAAAUUUUGAGUUUCGAACAGAUUUUGCCAAUUCAAAUGGUUAUUCUUGGUGAUGUGUGUAAGAAGCUGAAUAAGGUCACAUUACAUGAUGAUGACUAUGGCCACGAUCGCCAUCCUUAUUUUAAUGAAAAAUGGUCGAUUGAGAAGAAAAGAGCAAUUGAUGGCAGUGAGAUAAUCGACGGCGCGGUGCAAAACGAAGGUCGAUACAAAGUCGAAGCAGUCAAGGCGCAAGAGGGUGACUUUUUCUCUAUGAUUGUUUUUGUAUGGAAAUGGACGAAUACCAAACGACUAUUCUUGAAAGAGAAGACUAAGAGACACAAAGAUGGUUCAUCAUUCUAA
This is a messenger RNA of Sclerotinia sclerotiorum 1980 UF-70, 717 nucleotides long. RefSeq lists its product with no specific name. Bases 1 to 717 code for a protein of 238 amino acids. The record is from RefSeq and is a predicted model, not a curated record. NCBI's taxonomy places the organism in Eukaryota, Fungi, Ascomycota, Leotiomycetes, Helotiales, Sclerotiniaceae. The transcript has 4 exons.